GUAGACUCGGUAGACUCGUUCGGAGUCGGAGAUCCCGUCAGUCUUAGUGUGGCUCGUGUGUUUUGACAUGCUCUUUCGCGCACGACGAUGACGAGGAAGUUCCUGAUGGUCUUAUAAGACUUAAAGAUGUUCGACACAAAUAAUCUGGUGAAUCACCCAAGCAUCAAGAUCUGUCUGUGAAAAAUAAAAAAAAAACGAGGAAACGUUUUCAAAUCAAAAGUGCGCCAGAAAGAUGCCUGACGUCCGCGUGUUCAACGAUGGGCCAGCACUUGGCUAGUCUCAGGAUGGACAGCAGCACAACGGGCACUGGUAGUUGUUGCAGCGGAGGCGGUGACAGGCAGCGUGAACCAGUGGAAGCUAGCCUGGAAAAUAACGGAAACGUAGUGCUUGUCGUGCCGGUCGUAGCGGUGCCCAAACUGGGGAAUCUCGACAACGAGCAGCAACAAUUGAAUUUCGAUUUUGAUAAUCACAACUCGAGAUUCGAGUCGCUUUACAGCCAACCGAUCGAUGCCGGCCAAUGUAAUGGUAAUUUCAUCGAUCAACAGCAGCCACAGCAGUUGCAAUUGGAGGUUUAUAACAAAGCGCAAGAGGCUUGUUGUAACUCCAGCGGUAGCAAUGCCAGUAGUAGCUCCGAGGACAGUCCUGUCAAUCCUGUGCUGAGGAGGUCUUCCAAGACUCUUUCGUUCGGCAAACGAAAAGUCAACAAGCAAUUAGCAAAGAGCCAAAAUCCAACAACGUGCAACCACGUGCUAUCGUCAAAGAAGAAACGUAACAAUUGGGUACUGAAGCUCAGUUGUGCGAAAAGUAAAGCGUCGAAAAACACUGACAUACCAGGUGGUCAAGCUAACGGUGCGUCGGAGUGCGUGUGCACGGGUUAUCGUAGAACCGAGGAACAUCCUAUGGGUGCGGGCACAGUAUUCAAUACGAGCAAAUCAGCACCGCAAAGUCCUGUUUUGGGACCUUUGCCACCGAGUCCGGUCAUCGAUCUUUCACGCUUCAAUCCUGAGGAGUUUCCGAUGGAGGAUUGCGACGCGCGAGCGCGUCUUCAACGUGCACGCGAGAUGGAAGAAGGUGUAGAACCACCACCAGGUUAUCGACCGAACUGCCAACCAGCAUCAGGUAUACAAGUCCACCCAAAUGGUAUUACCGUUGACAGUCUUGCUGCACUUUUCCAAGCACAUGCUGGUAUACAAGCUGCUGCGCUCACCGCCCUCUCGCAGAUUGAUUCGACGCUUAUUUCCAAUAUCUAUAGACCUAUUCAUACUCAGGUCGACUAUGUACAUUGCUUGGUACCAGAUCUUCAAGCGAUAACUGCAUGUUCGUUUUAUUGGGGCAAGAUGGACCGUUACGAAGCUGAACGUUUACUCGAAGGUAAACAAGAAGGUACUUUUCUACUUCGUGAUUCAGCGCAAGAAGAAUUUCUCUUUUCGGUAAGCUUCCGCAAGUAUGACAGAUCGUUGCACGCAAGGAUCGAACAGUGGAAUCACAAGUUUAGCUUCGACUCUCAUGAUCCUGGUGUUUACGCGUCAGAAACGGUAUGCGGUUUGAUCGAGCACUACAAGGAUCCAUCUUGUUGUAUGUUUUUUGAACCGCUGCUGACGAUCCCAUUGCAUCGGAAUUUCGCUUUCCCAUUACAACACUUGUGCCGUGCAGUAAUAACAAGUCGAUGUACAUACGACGGCAUCAACAAACUUCAGCUACCCAAGACUUUAAAAACAUACCUAAAGGAGUACCAUUACAAACAACGCGUGCGCAUCAGGAGGCUCGACAUCGAGAGCGAUUUACAAAGUGCCGACGGCAAAUCCAUAUCAUAUCUGCCACUCAUGUGAAUCUAACGUUAACAUAUUUCUAUUUGCCUGAGUAUCCGUUUUGUUGGAUGAAUUUAUUAUAUAUCGCCGAAAAGAAACGACGUUUUUCUUCGGAAUCGUCGGAAAAUCACAAAUGAAUUAGUGUUUUACAAAACAGAUACUCAUGCUUCAUUUGUAUAACCCGUCGAAGGAAGCAUUUUUUUUAUUCGUGUCUAUCGGCAAUUUUGAACUCGCUCAUACGUAAAUGCGAUUGUGUGAGUAUGUUCACGUUGCGAUAUAUUUUUGUUCAUAAAUAUUUUACAACUGUAAAACAAAAAUAUGAGAAGAGUACACAAUACGUAUCUAUGUACGAGUGAAGAGAAUACUUAUGCUUGGUCGACGGAGCAUACAAUAAUAAAUAUACGCAAGUUUGUUUCCAUAUUUAUCUUACAUUGCAAUAUCAAGGUACAUUACUAUAAUAGAAAGACUUAUAAGUGCUUAAUAAUGGAAACUAGUUAAUAGUAUUCAAAGACAAAAUUAGUCUAAUUUUUAACAGGACAGUACAGGGAAGUGCGAGCUGGUGAAUAGUUCUUUUGACUUUGAUUUUUUUAACAGAAAUUUUAAAAGAAUAUCGUAGCAAAUUACACUUAGGAAGAAACUAAUAUAUAAAGAGUCUAUUUCAACUUGGCUAGAAAGAUUUCACAAAGGUAGAUUAGAGUCAGUGGAAAAUGUUACGGACAACAGUCUUGUUCUUGUCUUCGAAGUGGACAUGUUUUGGAUACCUUGCCUUUGACUUUGGAAAAUGAUUUUAGAAUUUUAUUAUUAUUAAAAUAAAUUUAAUGAUAAUUGUUGACCGUAAUUGAGUUACAAAUGUUAUAGUAGUGAAUUGAAAUAUUUACAAACUGAAAUUAUUAUAACUUAUAUACCAAUUUGCAAUACUUUGUACUGUAUUUUCAAUAUUUUUUAUUGAUUUUUCAAUACUGUGUUGAAAAAAAGUUUCAAUACAAAGUAUUAAAUUUGCAACUGCAGCUUUUUUACAGUGUAUUGCAUGUACUGACGCUUAAUGGCCUGUCAUAAAAGACGGAACGAGUAUGGAUUUCCCCAAUUUGAGCACUAUUAUUUUCCGCACGGAGCGUUAGAAAACGCAAUUAGCAUGGGGAUGAAAUGCGGAAAAAUCUAUAGGGUUUCUCAAAGAAAUAUUAUUAAGAAAUAUUUCUCAAGAAAUAAUUAUUCAUUUCGUAACUACUAAUUUAAAAGUUUUUCAUAUUUUUUUACAAACGAGGGAGGGCACCAGCCGAAACUUCCUUUCCUUCUCUUCCUGCUCACAUAAACCUACUACACUCGAAAUUCCCGCACUUGUGUGAAAAAAUAGUGUACGUAACUUGUGCGUGAAGUAUGUGAUUGUCGCUCGGGUGACAAACUUCGCCCGUGCGGGAAUCAUCUACUUCUCGCACGCGUUACGUAAUGUACUAUUACAUGCAACAUUUUUCAUUAACCCUAACCACUUAUGAGAAAUCUUUCUGCUCAAGUUAAAGUGGAACACCCUGUUUAUCAUUAAUUUGCAGUUUACCUACAAAAUUGCAGUCAUUCCGUAUUCUUCAAAUCUUAAAUUACCUGGAAUGUCCUUCAAUUUCAUAAAAAACUACAUAUCUAGUAACUAUAAUGAAAUUUAGGAUACGCUUUUAUUAGAGAAUUUCUACAUCAUGUAAUAUUGUUUUCUUCAAUGUUUCGUACGGAAAGUACGACUUUGCUACACGCUCAUUGAAAAUAGUAUAUUACAGUACAAGUGCGGGAAAGUAGAUUCUUAUCUCGUGUGGCAUUUACGCCCAAGCGAAGCGAGGGUGGAAAGGUACACGAGACGAGAAACUCUAUCCCGAACAUGUGCCGUACCGUAUUUUUUGAUACGACGUGUGGAAACUGCGAUUUUAAACGCACGCUUUUUGCCGAGCGUGCGGGAAAAACUCACUUUCCGCACGGAGUGUCGAAAACGUAUUAUCAAAUGCGUGCUUUCCACACAUUGUUUUGAAAAAUAUUGUACCUGACGUGUUCGAGAAAGAAUUUCUUAUCUCGUGUGCUUUUCCACCCUUGCUUCGCUCGAGUGGAAAUCUCACAUGAGAUAAGAAUUUCCGUACAAGUUAGGUAAUAUACUAAAUCACUGAUGCUCGUUUAAUAUUUACUUUUAUUCAAUUGUUGAUGUUAUAUUACGCUUUAAUCUAAAGAAUAAUGUAAAACUUAUAAUAUGCCGUAAAAACUGAAACUUUUUUUAUAUAAUGAAAUCUAUAAUAUUUAUAGAUUAUGGUUUGCUACGACAUCCUAUUAAAAACAGUACUAUAAAGUGAUUUCAUUAAAUACAUUUUCCAUAACAUUUAAUCCAUUUUUAACGUGAAAAUUUUGCGUUUUUCUUUAAAUAGUUAGUUCACCAGUGCGUGCAAUUUAAUGAUAGAAAUUCACAUCAAUAUAUAUGUAUUCAGGAAUAUUUAAUACUGGUUAGUUUUCAAGUAAACCAUUGAAUUGUGAAAUACUUUACUUGAUUAAUAACUUAUGAGAUUUCAUUAAAAUGUAUUGAUUAAGUCUCUGCGAAAAUAAUAAAAUCUGAGUGACUUACGUUUUAUACCGAAGCAACGGUCUGUAUACUCUGGUGACAGUGAAAGAACCGUUUAUUUUGUGAGUGCUUGUUGCGCAUUUAAAUAAUACUGAUAUAUGAUGAAACUUCCUAGAGUUUGAAGGAAUUCAAAUGUUGUGACUAAUUCAGUACUAUUUGAUGUUAUACGAGAAAAAAGAAAUUAUUUUUAAAUGCAAAUUAUUGAGAUCAAUUGCUCAGAUCAAUUGAUCAGAUCGAUAUAAAAAAUGUGAUAAUGUCUAGCUUUGACAAUUAAAUGUAACAUGUUAAAAUGAAAUAAGAAAUUUGUUCUUGAUGUCUGUGAAUGUUAUAGAAAAAAAAGAAAAUGUGAACUGUAAAAAGGUUGUAAAUUUGUUCUUAUUUGUAUAGUUGUAUUUGAAAGGAAGGCUAAAAAGAUGUCAAAGAGACAUAUCAUAUAUCAAACUUUUGAUAUCUUCCAGAAUGAACGGUUCUUUUCAUCGGUGAAAACAUUGAGGAAAAAUUAAUGCAAAACUUACUCCAUUAAAUUGUUUUCUCGUUUAGUAAUGCACUUGUAAAGUUUAAGUAUUACAUUUUAUAUCUACGUUGGAUACCGUAAAAAUAAGUAAAUCGAAAAAAAAAACGCAUUAAUUAUCCAUAACAAGUCCCAUUUUUCGCUAGUCACGCGACGACCGUUCGAUUUUUUGUAACUUAACCCAUGAGCGACUUUUUAUUGAUAAAAAAUGUGUGGCAUACUCAUACACACGUAAAUAUGUAGGCAGAUAUUAACACACGUAUAUGUAUUUUUUUUGUUUGCUCAUGUGCAAACGCUAUUCCAGUUGCGACACAGCAAUAUUUAGAAAAUAGUUGAAAGGUCAAAAACGCUAGCGGCAGCUUUUAACAGACACAAUGCGCAAAAGAAUGCUACACACAUGAAAAAACCAAUAUUCACGCCCGUCUUGUGGAAGAAAUUAGCGUUAUUCAAAAAACGAAAAUGUGGUUCAUGAUUACGCAAUUCCUAUCGUGCCUAUUUUUAUUAUGAAUGAUCAUUGCGCAUGAAUGUUCGUGGUCCGUAAAAUUGUUACGAGACCAAGGUAAUUCAAAUGAUAAUAUUAGGCUGUUUGAAAACUUUGCAAAUUCUUCUCUUUAUUCGAAUGUUCUUUUUAGACUAGUAUUCAUGAGUAGAUGUAAUCAGUUUAUUUUGUUUCGUAGGUCGACCAUACUUUAGAAACUUUUCUUUAAACUUGAAUUUCAAUGUAAUUUUUUCAACAGCCUGAUAGCAAGACUCCCCGGAACUCCGAUUAAUUAUAUACCCUGUAAAUGUCGAUUGUGUAAAUAUUACCGGGGUCUGCCAAAUUCGUUUUUGGAAUGUCGGUCGGAUUAAAAAUCAUGAAUUAGUUAAAAAGCGAGGAUUUGUAGGCACUCGAGUAGCAAUUUAUCAAGUAUUAGUUUUUAAAAAUGAAACAAAAAAUUACUUGGGAGUUAGUAUAAGCCACGUUAAUAUUCUUUACAGUCAGUUUUCGUAAAACAUUGGGCAUUCUAUUGGUUCUAAACUGUUCUUUCCACGAAUUUGUUCUAUUCUUUAUUACUUUGUACGAAAGUUCACGUUACGACGUCAGUGCCUUGCUCAUCGAACUUAGCGGAUGACAUAUCUUUGUAUCAUAAAGAAAAGAAAAUAUUCGGCAAAAUUUGUAAGUUGAAAAUGAAAUUUUAGGUAACUAUCAAUGCACUUUUUUUUGGGAUUCAUUUGUAAUUAAAUUUUAUGAUAUUUUUUAUUUUAAAUAUUCGAUUUUUUAAAGUGUUAACGGUAUUUUAAUUCAAUUCAAUUACGUUAAAAAGAUUUUUUUAAGCUGUAUCUAUAAGUAUUAAAUAAGCCAUUGUUCACGAUAGUUUUUAAAUCGUUUAAGAACAUAUAAGAAAUUUUUAAUACAAAGUAAAUUCUCCUAAAAACAGUUUACCGAGUAAUUAUUUCAAGUAAUUUUUAGCUAUACAAAUAAUAAACUCAAACUGACUGUACAAUAAUGUUUCUGUUGGUUAACCUACGACAAAAAUUUUCACUAACACUCCCUGAAAAUGAUAGUUGCGCUGUAAAAGGAAAUAGCUAAAUUGUAAAAGCAAUUUAUCACUUAUUUUUUAAUAUCUGUAUUACGACUUACUCGAUCGAACUUAGUGCAAUGAAAGUUGUUUUUAUUUUUUGUUGAAGAGUCUUCCGUUGUAAUUUUCUACGGUAAAGGUCUCACGGAUACUAAGAUCGAGUAAGAGUGCAAGAGCAUUGUACUGAUCACUAUUAGCUCAUUAUCGUUCGCGAAUAAUUAGUUUAAGAGAAUUUAGAGAAGAAAAAACAAGCGUCGAUGAAUAUCGUUUCAUCGCGCGAGAUUAGCCAAUAAAAGUUUAAAAUAAAAAUUACAAAUUAUAAACACACGGGAAGAAUUGAAUCGUUAAAAUUUGUUAUCAAUUGACGUUUUAAGUGCGUAAUAUUUAUUCCCCCAACCCCAAGCGUAUCCCUAAUUUAUAAGUAUAAUAUAUUUAAAAACAAAAUAAAACUGUUGGGCAUACGAAGGACUGAAGGUAUUAUUGUGAAUAAAUAAAGUAUUAUCCAGAUACGUAA
Phymastichus coffea is the source of this 6973-nucleotide messenger RNA. RefSeq names its product suppressor of cytokine signaling 7 (gene Socs36E). Bases 258 to 1829 code for a protein of 523 amino acids. Gene Ontology annotation, biological process: intracellular signal transduction; phosphatidylinositol phosphate biosynthetic process. The record is from RefSeq and is a predicted model, not a curated record. Gene Ontology annotation, molecular function: 1-phosphatidylinositol-3-kinase regulator activity. The transcript has 6 exons. Lineage: Eukaryota; Metazoa; Arthropoda; Insecta; Hymenoptera; Eulophidae. Gene Ontology annotation, cellular component: phosphatidylinositol 3-kinase complex.